UCAUCUCCCUAUCAGUUGGACGACAACAGUCGACAGGAAUAUAAUCGAUAAUCACCUGUACACAACAACAAGGACGCUUUGCUGCUGCGCGUGCACGCCUUUUUUCGCUUCUGACUUGAGAGUUUGUGCGCGCGCUCGCUCGCUGAGUUUUUCUUCAAACAGGUUUGACGAGGACACACCUGAAAAAGGAAGCUUUGUGCGCUCAGACGCCAUUCUUCACUCCCAUCUUUGACCUGUGUGGACGGACGGAUAGAAAGGCACCGAGGGAAACUCUUUUUUUUAUUUUUAUUGUUAUUAAUUUCAUGAUGAAGAUUUGGAUUGCUCUCGUGCUCAUCGCCUUCGCGGCGGGAGCCUCUGCUCAGACCUGUACAUGUGAGACUAUGAAGUGGGCCACCUGUGAAGAAAAUCCAUGUUCGUGUACUAUUUUGAUUGGCGACAACAGGAAGCAACUGCUGGACUGCACCCAAUUGAUCCCCAAAUGCUACUUGAUGAAGGCCGAGAUGUACAGAAGGAGUAAAGGCCAAAGCUAUCGUGGAUUUGGAGGAAAGCCAGACGAGAACGCCAUCGUGGACAAUGAUGGAAUCUACGACCCCGAGUGUGAGAACGACGGCAAGUUCAGGGCCAAGCAGUGCAACAACACAGAUCAGUGCUGGUGUGUCAACAGCGCUGGGGUUCGUCGUACUGACAAGGGAGACAAAGAUCUCAAGUGUGACAAGCUUGUGGAAACCUACUGGGUCCGUCUCCAGCUGGUACACAAACCAGUGACCGGUGAAGUGGCUACUGCCAACCUGAAGGCUGCCAUUGCCGAUGCCAUUCACAAACGUUAUAGGAACUUUAACAAGGACCUGGUGGACAAAGUUGAGUAUGACCCAGACUCCCGGAUGAUUGUGGUGGACGUGAAGAAGGAAAUGGGAAAUCGCAAGAGUGACCUGACCCACAUGGCCUACUACAUGGAGAAAGAUGUAAAGGUGCUGCCCCUGUUCAAGAACCAGGACAAGUUUGAGCCAACUAUUGGUAACCAGAAGCUGGAGAUGGAGAGCAUCCUGGUGUACUACGUGGACGAGGAAGCCCCCACUAUUACCAUGAAGCACCUGUCCGGUGGGAUCAUCGCCGUCAUCGUUGUGGUGGUGCUGGCUGUGGUCGCCGGCCUGCUGGUCCUGUUCUUCGCAAGAAGGCGCCAGAAUCAGCGGUACAACAAAGCUCAGCAAAGGGAGAUGGAGGCCAUGUAAAGUCUUCAUCGCAGCAGCGGGGAGUAUAUGAGGAGUGCUUGUACAUUACCGUUUGGAUGAACUUAAUUCGCAGUGGGAGUGUGCCAUUUUUGUUUUUCACCGUUUUACUUGAGGAAUGCAAAUUGUAAAGGAACAAUCAUCGUGCUUGUUUUUGUCUCUUUGUGGCACUGUUAGGACUGCUGUUUUUAUUUAUAAAUCAUGUAAAGUCUUAAUGCAUCAUCGAAAUCUAUACGCCAUAAAACUGCUUUAUAAUAUGGCCACAUUUUUAUGUUAGAACUCGUUGAAUGGUUUGAAAUCCACAUCAUAGAUUGUACAGUGUCUUUCUUACUAAUGUGUGUGUAUGUGUUUGGAUUGUUUUUAAUAAAAAAAAUGUUUUAAAAGA
Larimichthys crocea (large yellow croaker) is the source of this 1611-nucleotide messenger RNA. RefSeq names its product epithelial cell adhesion molecule (gene epcam). The transcript is spliced from 9 exons. Gene Ontology annotation, cellular component: membrane. Bases 303 to 1229 code for a protein of 308 amino acids. NCBI's taxonomy places the organism in Eukaryota, Metazoa, Chordata, Actinopteri, Sciaenidae. The record is from RefSeq and is a predicted model, not a curated record.